AUGUCGAUCGAUGUUGCCUUGCUUGCAGUUCUGGAGAAAAGUAUUUCUCCGGAAAAAGUCGAGCUUGAGGCCGCACAGCAGUUUUUGGAGGAGGCGGCAAAGACCGAUCUUGUUCGUCUCCUUCGUCAGCUCAGUGACGUCCUAAUCAAUCUAGAAUGUUCACCGGUAGUACGAAUGCAAGCUGGUCUCCAGUUAAAAAAUGCACUCUAUUCCAAAGACCCGGAUAUCAAAACUAUGUAUCAGCAGCGUUGGUUACAGUUUCCUCAAGAUGCACGAAUGUAUAUCAAACAGAAUGUAGGUCUGCUACAUUAUUGUGACCGCUCCGCUGCUCAGUGCGUUGCUUACAUUGCCUGCGCGGAGAUUCCGGCUAUGCAAUGGCCUGAUUUGAUGGAUCGCCUACUGGAGAAUGUUAUCAACGAUUCAAGUUCAGAAGCCUGCAAACAUUCUACUUUGGAAGCUAUAGGAUACAUAUGUCAGGACAUAGACGAGCGUAACUAUAUAAUGCAAGUGGUUUGCGAAUCGACACAGUCAACACACCCUCAGAUCAGAGUUGCAGCUCUUCAGUGUUUAGUGAAGAUCAUGUCUUUAUACUAUGGAUAUAUGGAGACAUACAUGAAACAGGCGCUGUUUGCGAUAACUCUUGAUGCCAUGAAAGACAUCAUUCCAGAGGUCGCUUUACAGGGAAUAGAAUUCUGGUCAACUGUUUGUGACGAAGAAAUCGAUCUGGCAAUCGAUGCAGCCGAGUGCUUCGAAAAGGGACAACCACCAGCUAUUUCUAGUAUGUUUUAUGCGAAGGGAGCGCUGGUUUUCAUUGCCCCGAUAUUAAUGGAAAUAUUGGCCCAUCAGUCUAUGGAUGAUGAUGAGUGGAAUCCAAGCAAGGCAGCUGGCGUUUGUCUCAUGCUGUUGGCUCAGUGUUGUGAGGACGCCAUUGUUGAACUCGUUAUCCCGUUUGUCAAUGAAAAUAUCAAAAAACCUGACUGGCGAUAUCGAGAUGCAGCUGUGAUGAGUUUCGGUAGCAUUCUUGAAGGUCCAGAUCCAACUGCGCUCAAACCUCUUGUUCAAUCCGCUAUGCCUGUUAUUAUUGAACUAUUGAGAGACGAAUCACCAGCCGUACGUGAUACUGCUGCGUGGACCAUUGGCCGUGUAUGCGAGACGUUACCAGACGUAGCUCUUCAAGAGACCUAUCUUUUGCCGUUACUCAAUGGACUUGUGGAAGGUUUGUCCGCUGAACCCCGAGUGGCUGCUAACGUAUGUUGGGCGUUCUCCAGUUUGGCUGAGAGUGCAUACGACGUUGCUGAUGCUGGUAACAGUCAGGGCGAACCCAAGACCUAUGCGUUAUCCAAUUACUUCAACGCAAUUACCGAACGCCUUUUGGCAACCUCCAGCCGACCAGAUGGUGGACAGCAUAACUUGCGCAACGCAGCCUACUCGGCUUUAAUGGCUCUCAUGCGGUCCGCCACCAAGGAUUGUUACGCGGAAGUUCAACGCGUUACUUUGAUCGUUUUGGAGCGUCUGGAGUCGGUCAUCGGGUUGGAAAAUCAUUUGGCUUCUAAUCAAGAUCGCGCUCAAUUCAAUGAUUUGCAGUCGUUGCUUUGCGGCACGCUUCAGUCCGUAUUGCGUAAGAUUAACAAAGAAGAUGCUCCGGCGAUAUCAGAUAAGGUGAUGCUUGCAUUGAUGUCUAUGUUCCAUUCAACCACCAACGUCGCUGCGGAGGGUUCCGGUGACCAGGCCCUGGUUAACGGAGAAAGUGGGAAAAACUCAAUAUACGGCGGCGUUCAAGAAGACGCACUUCUCGCAGUGUCCGCACUUCUAGAAGCUGUUGGAGAGCUCUUUGUCAAGUAUUUGGAUGCAUUUAUGCCCAUUCUUGUCCUCUGCUUGCGUAACUAUCGUGAAACACAAGUUUGUAUCAAUGCUGUGGGUCUUCUGGGUGAUUUGUGCCGCGUACUAAACAAGCACAUCGUUCCGCAUUGCAAUGGACUGUUUGCUAUACUCAUGGAUAUACUACAGAGCGUCAAUGCAAAUAAAUCUCUUCGACCGUGCAUCAUAUCAACCUUCGGCGACUUAUCUCUAGCGCUGGGGUCAGAGUUCUUCACAUAUCUCCCUGUGGUUAUGGAGACUCUCCACCAAGCAACACGAGCCGAAGUCAACUUGGCGGAUCCGGAUAUGGUUGAAUAUCUCAAUUCACUUCGUACCAGCUGUUUGGAGGCAUACACCGGCAUCGUGCAGGGUUUGAAAAGUGACGGUCCACAAUCCACUGAUGCGUUGAACUUUGUCGCGGGACAUGUGCCUCACAUCUUGUCUUUCAUUGCACACGUCGGUUCGGAUUCAAUCACGACGGAUGAGUUGGUUUCAGCUUCAUGUGGCCUGAUAGGCGACUUAGUGUCCGCGUAUGGCGCAAAUAUUUUGGCUUUGGUGGAAGUGGACCCUAUUGGAGCCGUUCUUCAGAGAGGCCGGCGGUCAAAGACUCUUCGCACCAAGAACCUAGCAGUAUGGGCGACAAAAGAAAUACGCAAACUGAAGAACGCUGCUCACAACGUCGAACCCAAUGUUUCGGCUGUAUUUGGCAGUGUAGGUUGUUCCGCUCUACAGGCCUAA
Echinostoma caproni is the source of this 2595-nucleotide messenger RNA. Lineage: Eukaryota; Metazoa; Platyhelminthes; Trematoda; Plagiorchiida; Echinostomatidae. The record is from the annotation of a GenBank genome assembly.